UUGGUAGUAAUUCCCUGUGUAUUUAUCGUGUGCGAACCAUUUAUGUAUUCCGGUGGCCUUUGCUUCCCCUUCUUGUCCUAUAUACAUGACAAGGCUUAGCAGCGCAAAAGCUCGACAUCUCAAUAACUGGCUAGCUAUAAAUACGGCUCUCUCGACUCACUCUCAGUCUCACCAUCAUCAUCAUCAGUCAUUAUUCAUUAAUUCCAUUAACUUAAACCCCCAUUAUCAUUAUACAUUGCAGUCAAUAUGAAGUUUUCUAUUCCUCUUUCCUCGGCUAUGGCUAUGGCUAUGGCUAUGGCUAUGGCUACUCUUGGGAUUUCAGCGGCAACCCCAGAAGCCAACCCGUCGCGCGUCUGUGGUCGUCUUGGCGUCACCAUGGAUGUUAUUGAGACCAAAAAUAUGACUAGGGAGGAGCUCUCCAAUCUGCGCAUGUGCGCUGAACACCCUCUCGGCAAUAUCCGCCCUACCGAGGGCGAGUCGCUUGCUCCUAUGCCCGACCAGCCUAUCCCGAAGCCGGAGCUGAGUGUUCGUAAGGCUGACAAGUGCGAGUGGACGGCGCCCUACGGCUGCUCUGGGUAUUAUUGCUGGAAGUCUUGCGGAGCGCCUGGGGAUGGCCAGUGGUGCUGGACUGCCAACAACGGCGGAAAAGGCGCUUGGAACAAGUGUGUAACAUAUGCUGAUUGCGGUACCGAUGAUGUUACCUUUGGCUGCGGCGUCAACUGUUGGAAUGGUGGAAGCUGCGGCUGUAGCUGCUAAACAUCUUUAGUACUCUCUAAAUUUGAGAGGAUGAGUAUAGAGUCGAGUAAUAAAAGUCUCUAGCUUCUAUAUAUGUCGGAAUUAUAUAAGAUUUCCGCUACAAGCUGUAUUUUAAUUAAU
[Torrubiella] hemipterigena is the source of this 876-nucleotide messenger RNA. Lineage: Eukaryota; Fungi; Ascomycota; Sordariomycetes; Hypocreales; Clavicipitaceae. The record is from the annotation of a GenBank genome assembly.